Messenger RNA from Parnassius apollo (apollo), 1275 nucleotides. The record is from the annotation of a GenBank genome assembly. Lineage: Eukaryota; Metazoa; Arthropoda; Insecta; Lepidoptera; Papilionidae.
AUGAAGUCAGACCUAGAUUCAACAAACGAUCCAAACCCGGCAGUAACUGGUGAUGUCAUAGGAAAUACCGCGUACAGUGAACGUUUUGUACUAAAAAUACUAUUGAAACUAGCUAAUUUAGAUUCUCUUAAAGAUGAAAUAAAUGAAAAAUCAUUUGAAGACGAUAUUUGCACGUUGUGGGAUAUGACUGUUGAAAGAGACGUUGUAUUAUUCCUUUUGAAACAUAAUGUGUUAAAUCUCUUCAACUUUGCGUUGCCGGUUAUCGAAACGCCCCGUUAUGUUGAAAUUUUCGUGGGUAUAAUAGGGAAUAUGUGCUGUCAAAAAGAGGCAGCGAAGAAACUAUUGGAUAUGGACAAGUUUUUAUUGCUACUGCUAGAGUAUAUUAAGACAGAUGACAGUUUAAUACUCAUUCAAUUGCUUCGUUUAGUAAGCUCCAGUUUAUCUUCAAUUGAUAGUGAUGAUAUACCUGUUUGGAUGAACAUGUUCAAUAAAGCUGGAUAUCCCAAUUACUUAUAUUUUAUUCUUAAAAACUCUUCUCAUAAGCAGCUUCUAGUAACUGCAUUAGAAAAUUUUAAUACCAUAUGUUCAUAUUGUAAUGCACAACGAUUUAGAAGAAAAUAUUAUGAACAUUUUGUUACUAAAGAUGCACUGACAUCACUUACAACUGCAUUUAUGGAAAUCACAGUUAGUCAAAAAGAUAACUGUUCAAAAGAUGAAGUUGAAAGGAUUAUUGUUAUAAGUUUGCAGAUGACUUUAGACCUGCUUAGUUUUGAAAAUCCUGACGAAAUAUUUGAUGACUGUAAAGAGAAUGUAGCAACAACAAUAGGUACUGUUCUAAAAUAUUAUCAAGCAAAACUUGUACAAGAGAAAGAAAUUGAUUCUGACUUGGUAGACUUAAUUGAUUGUAUAAAUACUAUUGUGAGAAUUGUUCCAAUAAGUGAAAGUUGUGAACCAGAUAAAUAUUUUUAUAGCUGCUAUAGUAUAUGGACAGCUUUACAAUCAAUAACUAAUGUAAACCAAAAUGGUGACAAUAACUUUGAAGAAGUAGAUAAAGAAGAAUUUCAAGAUUUUGUUAAGAAUAUGAAGUCACCAUUAAGUAUUUUGAUGUGUAGCUAUAUGGAGAAAUGUUCACAUGAACAUUUAUUAAUAGUAUUAGAUAAAAUUGGCGAUGAAUUUGAAGAUAUAUUAAUGCUUGCAGAUGCUGAUGUCAAAAUGGCAGUUUCAAAGAGAACAUUUGACUUUAGAACAAGAAUAAAAGAAAAUGUUGAUUCAUAG